AAUCAUCCUUUGUUAUUAAUGAUCAUAUUUGUCAUGAAUGAGCAUCAUGUGACUAGUGGAAGGAGCACCUGUGCUCGUGCUGCGUUCAAGUCCCACCGAGAAUGUCAGCAAUGCUGCAUUUGUAAACAUGAGGACGCUCACGGAGGAAUGAAGGGUGUGUGUGUGUGUGUGUGUGUGUUUGUUUGUGUGUGUGAUUCCCACAAAGGACUCGGAGGGCAGAACAACGCCUUCAUAAUCCACUCAUGCUCCGAAAGCCCGCGCUUCCCAAGAAGUGUUUGAGCUGGAAGCAACAGGACAUUCCUCGAAGUGAUUGAAGAAAUCGUCGGGCGUGAAAAAACCCCACGCAAAAUAGUUGCGUGACAAAAUGACGCGGCCGAUUGUGGUCACGUGGGCGGAGCAGGAUGACGUCACAGGAGGAGGAGGAGGAGGAGGAGGAGGAAGCACAAUGGCCGCCGCCUCCUGCGUGUGUCACGGCCUGCGUCACGACACACGCCGGGAGGAGUUUUCCACUGACGCCAAAAAAGCUCGAGUGUUUCUCCGCCGAGCUCAGACGAGCAGACUCUCCGUCGCCGCCGCCAGCAGGCGCACGAUAUCGGCCACGAACCGCGCGGGGGAUCCUUUCAUCUCCCUCAUUUCGUCCCGUGGAUUCACGCCGUCACCUUCUCGCCCCGUGGAUUCACGCCGUCACGUCUCAUGCUGCCCGGACUGCGCCGCUGAUCGCCAUGAGCGCCAUGAGCGGGCUUCUCAAGAGGAAGUUUGAGGAGGUGGACGAGGACCCGUGCUACUCCUCGCCCUCGCCCUCCUCCCUCUCCUCGGCCUGCUCCGCCUGGGACUCUGAGGGCGAGAGCUGCUACUCCGACACUCUGGAUUCCACGCCCAGCAACCCCGGCUCGCCGGCGACCGCACACUUCACGGCCACCUCCAUCCUCAAGAAGUCCAAGCGAGCGCGGCGCAGCAACGUGACCUUUGACCAGGUGACCGUCUUCUUCUUCCCUCGAUGCCAAGGCUUCACCAGCGUGCCCAGCAGGGGGGGCUGCACCCUGGGCAUGACGCCAAAACACAGCGUUCAUCGCACCUACACCCUGGCGGAGUUCGCCGCCGAGCAGCGGCUGCUUCGCCGGGAGAAAGUCCUCAAUAGGCUGCGGGAGGAGAAACUGGAGGCCCUCAAAUUGAAGCUGACAAAAAACGGAACGCAGGACAGCGAAGAGGCGGAGCGACUGACGGUGGACGACGUUCCCGAGCAGGACGUGGACGUGAGCGCCACCAACCUGGAGGAGGGCUCCUUCCUGCAGCCAUACCCGUCGAGGCGGCGCUACGCUCUGCUGAAAGCCGCCGGCGUGAAGAAGAUCGACAAGGAGGAGAAGCGGCAGCUGCACGACUUGAGGCUCUCCAGAGAAAACUGCGGCUGCGACUGCCAAGGCUUCUGCGAGCCCGAAACGUGCAGCUGCAGCCUGGCGGGCAUCAAGUGUCAGAUGGACCACUCCUCCUUCCCGUGCGGCUGCACCAAAGACGGCUGCGGGAACACGGAGGGCCGCAUCGAGUUCAACUCCACCCGGGUCCAGACGCACUACAUCCACACCAUCAUGAAGCUGGAGCUGGAGAAGCGGCUGGAGGAGCAGCCCUGCGCCAUAAGCUCCGCCCCUCCCGCGCCCUCCUUCCCCUUCAGCUCGGAGCUGGCGUGCGCCGGAGACAACAGCUGCAGCAGCGACAUGACUGACGCGUCGGACUCGUCGGCGCAGAGCGAGGACUCGCUGAACACGGGGCGCCCGUGCGAGCGCCGCACCGCGCCGCAGGCGGACGAGAAGGGCCUGAGCCGCACUCUCGGGUUCGGCGAGAGCAGAGACAAGGACGCCGCGGACGCUCGGCGGCGGGCGGCGACGGCGGAGACGUUCAGCAGCUUCAGCAUGGCGGACUUUGCGGACGAGAACGACAACAUCGACGUGUCGCUGCUGGACGAGCACGCCGACAACCGAGCCGCCUCGGAACUCCUGGACGAGAACGCCAACCAGGGCAACGGGCUUUUCCACGGCAGCGUGCCGCGCACGCCCUCGCCCAGCGUGGACCGCUCGGCCAGCUACAACAUGGACCUCAGCCUGUCCUCCGAGUCCGACUUGGAGUUCUUCGACGGCUUCCCCUGCCUGGGACCCAGCUCGCUCUACAACUCUCUGAAGGAGUACGAGCACAUGGACAACUUCUUCCACUUCCAGCUGCCCAGCUACCCCGCCGACCCCGGCACCUGUCUCCUGGAGUCCCUCAUCGGACUCUCCGAGUCCGUCCCAGAACCUCCCGCCACUUUUACUGACAAUCAGAUGUUGGAGGAAGCCAUGACGUUGUCUGUCAUGGAGUCUGCCAAGGCGUAGGACUCCUCGUUGGACGCCAUGAUGACUCCUCGUAGGACGUGUCGGAAAACUUCUUGUAGGACUCCUCGUAGGACGUGUCAGAAAACACCUUGUAGGAUUCCUCGUAAGACACCAUGAGGACUCCUCGUAGGCCGUGUCGGAAAAUUCCUCGUAGGACGCCUCUGAGGACUCCUCGUAGGAUUCUUUGUAGGACGUGUCCAAGGACUUAUCGUAGGGCGCCUCUUCGGAAGCCUCGUAGGACGUGUCCUAGGACUCCUCGUAGGACGUGUCCAAGGACGCCUCUUGGAAAUCCUUGUAGGAAUCCUCGUAGGAGGUGUCCAAAAACUCCUAGUAGGCCGCCUCCUAGGACUCCUCAUAGGACACCUCGUAAGACUUGUUUUACGAAUCCUCGUAGGAAUCCUCGUAGGACGUGUCCAAAGACUCCUAGUAGGACGCCUCUUAGGACUCCUCGUAAGACUCGUUUUACCAAUCCUCGUAGGACUCCUCGUAGGAAUCCUUGUAGGACGUGUCCAAGGACUCCUCGUAGGACGCCUCAUAGGAAUUUUCGUAGGACGCCUUGUAGGUAUUCUCGUAGGAUGUGUCCAAGAACGCCUUGUAGGAAUCCUCGUAGGAUGCCUCGAGGCGUAAGACUCGUUUUACCAAUUCUCGUAGGACGCCUCAUAGGAAUCCUUGUAGGACGUGUCCAAGGACUCCUCGUAGGACGCCUCGUAAGACUCGUUUUACCAAUCCUCGUAGGACGCCUCAUAGGAAUCCUCGUAGGACGCCUCAUAGGAAUCCUCGUAGGACGCCUCAUAGGAAUCCUCGUAGGAUGCCUCGUAGGAAGCCUCGUAGGACGCCUUGUAGGAAUCCUCGUAGGACGCCUUGUUGGAAUCCUCGUAGGAUGUGUCCAAGGACUCCUCGUAGGAAUCUUCGUAGGACGUGUCCAAGGAUGCCUUGUAGGAAUCCUCGUAGGACGUGUCCAAAGACUCCUAGUAGGACGCCUCGUAAGACUCGUUUUACCAAUCCUCGUAGGACGCCUUGUAGGAAUCAUUGUAGGACGUGUUCAAGGACUCCUGGUAGGAUGCCUCGUAGGACGCCUUGUAGGACUCCUCGUAGGACGUGUUCAAGGACUCCUUGUAGGACGCCUCGUAAGACUCGUUUUAUGAAUCCUCGUAGGAAUCCUUGUAGGAAUCCUCGUAGGAAUCCUCGUAGGAUGCCUCGUAGGAAUCCUUGUAGGAAUCCUCGUAGGAAUCCUUGUAGGACGCCUCCUAGGACUCCUCCUAGGACUCCUCGUAGGACUCGUCCAUGGACUCCUCGUAGGAAGCCUCCUAGGACUCCUCGUAGGACUCGUCCAUAGGCUCCUCGUAGGAUGCCUCGUAGGACGUGUCCAAGGACUCCUCGUAGGAAUCCUCGUAGGACAUGUCCAACAAAUCCUCGUAGGCCUUGUCCAUGGACUCCUCGUAGGACGCCUCUUAGGACUCCUCGUAGGACGCCUCCUAGGACGCCUCGUAGGACUCCUCGUAGAACAUGUCCUUGAAUUCCGAACUUGCCUUGCGAGCGCCAGACGGCAGCCGCUGACCUCGCCCAAACCAAGAAGGAGGAGGAGAAGACGGCGCACCUCAGGGAUCAUUUCUCCAGCUUUUAGCGCUGAGCAUUGCUGCGAUGGACUUUCACUUUCUCUUUUGUGCUCCGUGGACUCUGCCGCUCCCAAGUGGGUCACACGCUACAAGAACUGCCGCGCUCAGCUCCUCAAUCAGCACUUUAUCCCGAGCGGACGGCCCUUUUCCCGUGGACUCUGCGCUUUAUUUAUCGGCUUCUAACUUAUUUCCCGCUAUUUAUUUCUGCCUGGCACUUCCUUUUCACCCAGCGCCAUCCUUUCGCACGGAAGUAUAACUGCUGCAAACGCCUACCUCGGGCUGUGCGUCCAUGUGUGUGUCUGUAUUUACAUGUGUGUGUGUGUAUUCAGAUUUGUGUCAUUCCGAGAAGUUGUCGCAUUAGACACAACUUUUUGACCGAUAGCGCUCCUGCUAACUUACUUGAAGACCACAACCAAUACCGAAGUGCGAGAACAUGAAUUUUUACUCACAGCGCCUCCUGUGGUGGCUUCAGCACGGGAUUACACCAGGCGCCCCCUAGUGGUGGGUGGAGGGAACGGAAAGGCAAAGUCUUUUUUACACCUUCAAGUCGCGUGUAAAAAAGGUUCCAGCUUUGCACAAAUCUGAAUAUGCAAACACAUUUUUUUUUUACACCAAGAUUAAAAUAUGGAUGCAGAUUUUUUUUUUUUACACAAACACACAAAAAUAAUACUGGGCUAAAGUCAGUUGUAAAAAAAAACAAAACCAAACAAUCAGGUUUACACAAAUCUGAUUACACAAACAAUUUAUUUUACUUUUUUUUUAACACAGAAAUACAGACAGACUUGUUUCCACACACACACACACACACACACACACCUUACAGGGCAGAUGUAAAAAGAAAGCAAUUUAGGGUUCCUGCUACACACAUCUGAAUACACAAACACACAUUUUUUACACACAGCAUUACAGAAUUUUUUUUUUUUUUUACACACACACACACACACACACACACACACACACACACACACACACACACACACACACACACACCUUACAGGGCAGAUGUAAAAAGAAAGCAAUUUAGGCUUCCUGUUACACACAAAUCUGAAUACACAAACACAUUUUGCACACACACAAAUACAGAUUAUUUUUUUACACACACACACAUACACAAAUCUUACUGGGCAAAAGUAAGUGGUAAAAAAUAAAGACAAUCAGGUUCACACAAAUCUGAUUACACAAACUUUUUUUUUGCACACAUAAAAAUACAGACAGAUUUGUUUACACACACACACACACACACACACGCACACAUUGAAAUAGGGACCCACAACUGACAAAACGCUCACAGACUGAGACACACACACACACACACACAUUGAAAUAGGGACCCACAAUUGACAAAACGCUCACAGACUGAGACACACACACAUUGAAAUAGGGACCCACAAUUGACAAAACGCUCACAGACUGAGACACACACACAUUGAAAUAGGGACCCACAAUUGACAAAACGCUCACAGACUGAGACACACACACAUUGAAAUAGGGACCCACAACUGACAAAACGCUCACAUACUGAGACACACACACACACACACACACACAUUGAAAUAGGGACCCACAACUGACAAAACGCUCACAGACUGAGACACACACACACACACACACAUUGAAAUAGGGACCCACAACUGACAAAACGCUCACAGACUGAGACACACACACACACACACACACACACACACAUUGAAAUAGGGACCCACAACUGACAAAACGCUCACAGACUGAGACACACACGCACACACACACACACACACACACACACAUUGAAAUAGGGACCCACAACUGACAAAACGCUCACAGACUGAGACACACACACAUCGAAAUAGGGACCCACAACUGACAAAACGCUCUCAGACUGACACACACACACACACACAUAGACACACACACACACACACACACACACACACACACACACACACAUAGACACACACCAGAUUCCAGACGCCCAGGUUGAGGUGCGCAUGUGCAAAGAGUUCUGCUGCAAUAAAACUUGCUGACGUCAUAUUUAUGGGCGUGGUCGAAGUUGUCUGGACUGCCAAUCAGGGAAGCCCCGCCCAGUGCUUCCCGCGCAGACCACACCCCCUCGGUGGGCUUUGUUGCGUUUGUGGCGCCACCUGGCGGCCAGCCAGAGAAACCACACCAAUAUUUUCUACUCGGGAACGGAACUGCUGACAUGGAAUAUUUUAUGAAGUCCUUUUCAAUCUGGUUUAGGAGAGACGUGUUCAGGAGUAUUUUCACAGGCGGGUGGAAAGAUCCUUUUUGAUUGUAUUCCGAUUUUUCUUCGGAGGCUGCAAACUGCAUAUAUUAUACAGUUUGGAGGUGAAGACUUGUGUCCGCCGGGGGGCGCCAGAGAGUGAUGUAGAUAUCUCAGCUGCCUUGGAGGAUCCUUUCAUGCAUGCCACUUCUUCUUCUUCUUCUUCUUCUUCUGGCGACAUUCUUUGGAGACAAAGUGCACGUUGGAAAUGUAAUUUUCUUUUUUUUUUUUGAAGCACUCAAAAUAUUUUCUUGUACAAAACAUCAAAAUGUCCACAGCGAGUGUUUAUCAGUGUCAAGUAUUACAGGACUGCUUUUUUCUACAUUUCAAAAACGUGUCUUACUUACUUUUGGGGGUUUUGGGCCUUUUUUGUGUUGUACAUAUUUCUGCAGAGCAAACAAAGCUGCUUUCUUUUUUUUCUUUUUUUUUUUUACAUCCUCUCACUUUAAGCUGCUGUUUCCAUUCAAGCCAUUUUGACAGCCUGUCCAUCCAUUUAAUAAACAUUUUCUAAACCCA
Messenger RNA from Nerophis ophidion (straightnose pipefish), 6752 nucleotides. It is a transcript of the gene csrnp1b, whose product is annotated as cysteine-serine-rich nuclear protein 1b. The coding region runs from base 402 to 2360 and encodes 652 amino acids. The transcript has 6 exons. NCBI's taxonomy places the organism in Eukaryota, Metazoa, Chordata, Actinopteri, Syngnathiformes, Syngnathidae. Gene Ontology annotation, cellular component: nucleus. The record is from RefSeq and is a predicted model, not a curated record. Gene Ontology annotation, molecular function: sequence-specific DNA binding; DNA-binding transcription factor activity, RNA polymerase II-specific. Gene Ontology annotation, biological process: regulation of transcription by RNA polymerase II.